Molecule: messenger RNA, 360 nt
Organism: Cokeromyces recurvatus
Lineage: Eukaryota; Fungi; Mucoromycota; Mucoromycetes; Mucorales; Mucoraceae
Exons: 1
Coding region: 54-263 (69 amino acids)
Source: RefSeq, a predicted model, not a curated record
AAAAAAAAAAAAACGGGUAUUACAACUUCUACUGCGUAUCGCUUUCGAAAAAAAUGUGGAACGAAACUCAAGGAAUUCCUGAAAAGAAGGCAUGUGAUCGAGUUAAAGUGAACAUGUUGAAAGAGGAACAUACAUUAUUUAUUAUAAAACUCGUUGACGGUUUUGCACCAAUGACUUUACAGCAAAUGAGAGAAAAGUUGCUGGAAAAGUAUGUAGACAUUUCUAUUAGCAAAACCCAGUUUUAUCGUCAUGUCAAAGAAUAGUGCGCUUUAAGUUUUAAGAAACUAUAAAAGCUUACUAAGUAUCGUAAUUCACACGAAACUCUCUUAAAAAAAAAUUGCAGUUGAAUCUUGGCUAGUA